This is a messenger RNA of Chironomus riparius, 2203 nucleotides long. NCBI's taxonomy places the organism in Eukaryota, Metazoa, Arthropoda, Insecta, Diptera, Chironomidae. The record is from the annotation of a GenBank genome assembly.
AAAAAAAUAGAAUUGAAAAAAGAAAUUUGCAAUAAAUUUUAAGACAAAAUACAACACAGGGAUUUUACAACAAUAUUAUAAAAAGUAGAUAACUUGCUCAAGAAAAUUUCCAGUUAUUUUCAAUUAAAAAAAAACACUCACAAGCAGCACAUAAAGGCAAAAAGUCUGUAUUAUCGAUUAAAAUUUAAACAUCAAAAAAAAAUUAUUAUCGCAAUUAAGUGAACACGAAAAACCUUGCAUCAAUCAUCCGAAAAGUUGAUUUGUGAGUCAUAGAAAAAAAAAGCAGCAAAUAAUUUGCAAACAUGGCAGAAGACGACGAUAAUCAAGUCUAUCAUCAAAAAGAGACAAAAAUUAUUUAUCACAUUGAUGAGGAGACGACACCAUACUUGGUUAAGAUACCUAUGCCACCAUCGCAAGUGAAACUGAGGGACUUUAAGAUUGUUUUGAGUAAACAACAGACGUGCAAUUAUAAAUUUUUCUUUAAAUCUAUGGAUGCUGAUUUUGGUGUUGUAAAAGAAGAGAUAAUUGAUGAUAAUACAGUUCUUCCAUGUUUCAAUAAUAAAGUUGUCUGCUGGCUGGUAACAUCAACUGAUGCGACAUCCAAUGCUUCUGAGAAUCAUCCAGAUAAGACAGAUGGCGAGCACCAUAAAACACGACAUGGACCGGAUGGAAAACUUACGUACCAAGCUGUUACAAACUUCCUUUCAUCAUCAUCGGAUUUAGCAUCGUCAACAAGUUUCUUUGAUGAUGAUGAGACUGAAAAUGAUAUGGAUAAGUUGAAGCAUGAGAAUUAUUAUGAUUAUGAUGAGAAUCUUACAGAAUAUUCGUCGAUAUUGUCAAGUCAACAGAACAAUCGAUUGAGGAUUAGAAAGAAACCACAGAAGAGGAAAAAGCGGCCCAAUAACCAAAUGUCACGCACUUCUUCAUAUAGUUCAAUUACAGACUCUACUAUGUCAUUAAAUAUAAUAACAGUGACACUAAAUAUGGACACGGUGAACUUUUUAGGAAUUUCAAUUGUAGGUCAAUCAAACCGAGGUGGCGAUGGUGGAAUAUAUGUUGGUAGUAUUAUGAAAGGUGGUGCAGUACAAUUAGAUGGACGAAUUGAGCCUGGCGAUAUGAUUUUGCAAGUAAAUGAUAUUAAUUUUGAGAAUAUGACCAAUGAUGAAGCAGUAAAAGUACUGCGCGAGGUAGUUCAAAAACCUGGACCAGUUAAGCUGGUUGUUGCCAAAUGUUGGGACCCAAAUCCAAAAGGUUACUUUACGAUUCCCCGGUCGGAACCAGUACGUCCAAUAGAUCCCUCUGCAUGGUUAGCUCACACAAAUGCACUACGAUCAACGGAGAAUUUAGAGACAGAAUCAGAAGUAUUAAUGGCAGUCCAUCCAAGAUUAAAUGUUAAUAUGCCAUAUAAAGUUAUUAUACAAGCAAUGAAGAAGCCAGAAAGUGGCUUAGAAAUUCGUGAUAGAUUAUGGUUAAAGAUCACCAUACCAAAUGCAUUUAUAGGAAGUGACCUCGUAAACUGGAUUUUACAAAAUGUGGACGGAAUCAGUGAUAGGAGAGAAGCACGAAAAUUCAUUGGCAAUAUGUUACGAAAAAAUUACAUCAAACACACCGUGAAUAAACUGACAUUUAGCGAGAACUCAUACUAUCAAUUUGGAGAAGGUGAUGCAGGUGGACAUUUACUGAACGAGGAUGAGGACUCAGCGUCAACAUUGAUUGGACAUAGUCCAUACAUGGAUGAUACUGAAAGUAUGAUUAGUGAAAAUAUUUCCCAUAUGCCAUCAUCACAUGUCAAUACUAUUCCCCAUCAAAUAGGGCAACCUCCAAGCCUCCCAGCACCCGAAUGCUUUAUGCCAACACAAGCUCAUUACUUUACCGUUGGCAGUAGUGUAAGUGCAAAUGAUCCAAACUAUUAUGUCAUUGAGAAACCAAUGUCAAUGAUGAGUGGUGGGACAUUGCCUCAUUUACAAAAAGCAUCAUCGAAAUCAAGCACCACAUCGAAGAGCUGUUCAUCGACUGAAAGCCAAAAAUAUAUGAUUAAAAAUUUAAUACAGCAAACAAAUCACAUGUCUCUAAAAAAUGGCGAUAAAAAUUCCAAAUCAUCUUCUAAUUCAUCAUCAAAAGGCCAUCAACUUGAUUAAGGUAAUGCUUGAUGAUGAUUAAUUAAAAACUGAUAAGAAUUUCAUUUUAUUUGCUUCAUUCUCAC